Pyricularia oryzae 70-15 is the source of this 309-nucleotide messenger RNA. RefSeq lists its product as uncharacterized. The record is from RefSeq and is a predicted model, not a curated record. The transcript has 4 exons. Lineage: Eukaryota; Fungi; Ascomycota; Sordariomycetes; Magnaporthales; Pyriculariaceae. The coding region runs from base 1 to 309 and encodes 102 amino acids.
AUGUGCGGAUCUGCAACAACGGGGACGUCGGGCGGUGGUAGUAGCGGUAGUGGGCGUGUAUGGUUGUCUUUGGGGGACUGGUCCGGGGUCGGCUUUUCGUUUGCCUUUGCCGAUCAAAGGGAGGCGACGAACAGCAGCCAGUCUCGGAGUUUUGACUUUUUGGGUUCUUUGUUGUUUGUGGUUGGCGGGCAAGGUGCCAGACCUAAGCCAGCACCACACCACGUCGUGAGGCCCACCGACUCGUUGUUGCAUGCAGGUCGUGAGUGGAGGAGGGCGGCGGUUGUUCUAGUCAAGAUCCGUGCUGUAUGA